Penaeus monodon (black tiger shrimp) is the source of this 828-nucleotide messenger RNA. RefSeq lists its product as uncharacterized. The record is from RefSeq and is a predicted model, not a curated record. Lineage: Eukaryota; Metazoa; Arthropoda; Malacostraca; Decapoda; Penaeidae.
UGUGUAAUAUUUAUUUCAUCUUAUUUUUUUAUAUAUAUUUUUUAUAUAGCUACUUGUUCGAUGUAAACAGUUGCUAUGGCAACGACAUCAAGCAUCAUGGCAGACGAAGAAGUACCACCUUUGGAAGAUGUACCAGAAGUCUUGGAAAAGUUGAAAAUUGCAUCUCAGACUGAGCAAAUAAACUCAACCACAUCAAUAGCAGAGAAGAAAAAUGAUGCCAAACAUGAAGCACAAACACAAAAAUCAUCUACUGGAUUUGGAGGGAUGAAAAAAGGAUUUUUGUUUGGAGGAUCUGCAAAACCAGUUAAAAAGAGUAUCAGCAAGAGGCUAGAAGCAAACCCCAAAGUCUCAGACGUCCUCUCUGACCCAGCCUGGAUUCCGAUUCUUGAUGAAUUUCAACGAGACCCUGAAGCUGCCAUGAAGAAAUAUAAGGAUGAUGCUGAAAUAAGGAGCACCAUGUUAGAGUUAUGCAAUGUAUUAGGUGACACAUUCCUUCACAUGAGCCGCAGCAAUACCUCAGAGGAGGAGAAGCUUGCUGAAAAGCUAAUGGAAGACCCCAAGGUGAAGGAAGCCCUAACUGAUCCUCUGGUCAUGACAAUGAUGGCACACAUGAAGAAUGGAGCCAGUGAUAAAGUGCAGAGAUGCUUCCAGUCAGCAAACCCUGAACAAAGGAAGCAUAUUCAGACCUUAAUUGAUUUUGGUCUGUUUUCCUUUGCAAUGUAAUGUUAAAGUCUUAGUUGUAUUACUGGAAAAAAGCUCCAUAAGAUAUAACCUUUCAAAAGUGUAAGAAAACAAAAUAUAUUUGGAAUAAAAAUCUUUUCAUAAUCA